GAUUGUGCGGCUUUUUUUACCCCUCGGGGGGGAAAAAAGAACAGGGAGUGGAAAGGAAGAGAAGGCAAAACGAACAACUCCUCCUCGGGCGCACUCUGCACUCCGAGUCACGGCCGGGCGCGGGGACGCUGCCGCCACCGCCGCCGCCGCCUCGCCCUCUCCCCGGCCCUGCGGCGUGUGCCAGCGGGAGCGCCAGACCCCGGGGACGCCGAGAGACUUUUGGCCGCCGCCGCCGCGCCAGGCAGAGGAGACAGCGGCAAGGAGGGCCCUGACACCGCCUCUCCCUCCUCCGUCGCCCCGGCCGGCCCGCGCAGGCAGCCGGGCGCGGGGAAGCGGGGAGGCGCGCAGGCCCGGGAGAGACGCCCGGCGGCCCGCCCGCCCGCGGAUGCGGAGCCCGGGGGAGCCCGGACACAACUUUGCCGGCUGACGCGCCGGGAGGACCGCAGGGCCCGCGGCGCCGCCCGGAGAGGGGCCCGCGGCGCGGCGCUCCCCCGCAGCGCCCGGCGCCAGCAGGGGGGACGACCUGCCCGUCCCUGCCGCCGCCUCGGGCGGCCGCUCCCCCGCUCCGCGCGGCGCCAGGGCGAGGCGCUCAGGUGCGGGCGCGGGGCCCCAGCCGCAGCGCCCUCCGCAGCGCCGCGCCCGGGGGGCUCGGACGCCCUCGCCUCGCUCUCCAGGGCGAGUCGCGUCCGCCGGCUCUCCCCGCUCCGCCCCGCCGGCCCCGGCGAGCCCGGCCGCCGUCGCCGCCGCCGCCGCCGCUCGUCGCUUUCGCUUGGCCCGGCCGGGGGGCUGCGGCGGCCCUCGACGCGGAGAGGAUGGGCGGGCUGCGGCUGCCCCGGCGCCCCGAGACGCCCGCGCGCCGCUGAGCCGGCGGGCCCACCCCCGCGCCAGCCCACGCGCCCCCUCGGGCCCCGCGGCGCCCCUUCUCGGCCGCGCGGGAACCCCCGCGGCCCGGCCGGCCCCCUCCCCCUGCGAGCCGGCGGCGGCGCUCCCGGCAGGCGGGCGGGCGGAGGCCCGGCGGGGGCGGGGCGGGGCGGCGCGCCCGGAGCCCGGAGCCCGGCCCUGAGCUCGCUGCGCCUCGCCUCGCGGCGGGCGCCCUCGUCGCCAGCGGCGCACCAUGGACGGGCUGCCCGGUCGGGCGUUGGGGGCCGCCUGCCUCCUGCUCCUGGCGGCCGGCUGGCUGGGGCCCGAGGCCUGGGGCUCCCCCACGCCCCCGCCGUCGCCCGCCGCGCCGCCCCCGCCCCCGCCGCCCGGAGCUCCCGGCGGCUCGCCGGACACCUGUACGUCGUGCGGCGGCGGCGGCGGCGGCGGCGGCUUCCGGCGGCCAGAGGAGCUGGGCCGGGUGGACGGCGACUUCCUGGAGGCGGUGAAGAGGCACAUCCUGAGCCGCCUGCAGUUGCGGGGCCGGCCCAACAUCACGCACGCCGUGCCCAAGGCCGCCAUGGUCACGGCCCUGCGCAAGCUGCACGCCGGCAAGGUGCGCGAGGACGGCCGCGUGGAGAUCCCGCACCUCGACGGCCACGCCAGCCCCGGCGCCGACGGCCAGGAACGCGUCUCCGAGAUCAUCAGCUUCGCCGAGACAGAUGGCCUCGCCUCCUCCCGGGUCCGCCUGUAUUUCUUCGUCUCUAACGAAGGCAACCAGAACCUAUUCGUGGUGCAGGCCAGCCUGUGGCUGUACCUGAAACUGCUCCCGUACGUCCUGGAGAAGGGCAGCCGGAGGAAGGUCCGGGUCAAGGUGUACUUCCAGGAGCAGGGUCACGGUGACAGGUGGAACGCGGUGGAGAAGAAGGUGGACCUGAAGCGGAGCGGCUGGCACACCUUCCCGAUCACAGAGGCCAUCCAGGCCUUGUUUGAGCGCGGCGAGAGACGCCUCAACCUGGACGUGCAGUGCGACAGCUGCCAGGAGCUAGCCGUGGUGCCUGUGUUCGUGGACCCCGGGGAGGAGUCGCACAGGCCCUUUGUGGUGGUGCAGGCCCGCCUGGGUGAUAGCAGACAUCGCAUCCGCAAACGGGGUCUAGAGUGUGAUGGGAGGACCAGCCUGUGUUGCAGGCAACAGUUCUUCAUCGACUUUCGGCUCAUCGGCUGGAACGACUGGAUCAUUGCGCCCACUGGCUACUACGGGAACUACUGUGAGGGCAGCUGCCCGGCCUACCUGGCUGGGGUCCCCGGCUCGGCCUCCUCCUUCCACACCGCUGUGGUGAACCAGUACCGCAUGCGCGGCCUGAACCCUGGGCCCGUGAACUCUUGCUGCAUCCCCACCAAGCUGAGCUCUAUGUCCAUGCUCUACUUUGAUGACGAAUACAACAUCGUCAAGCGGGACGUGCCCAACAUGAUCGUGGAGGAGUGUGGCUGCGCCUGACAGUGGUGAUGGGUGCAGAGCACGGGCCCAUGGGUCUUUGAGGGAGCAGGAGAGGCAGGUGGGCUGAGUGUGGUUGCUCCAUUGGGCCAUGAAGAGUGCUAGGGUGAGGCCUGAAAUAAUGUUCUCCCGCUUCGUAGAAAACCAGUCAGAACCAGAGGGAGACCCUCGUGUGACACGAGAGACUCCUAACUGCACACAUAGCCAGACUCAUGCAGCCUGCCACCCACACAGCAGCCUCCAGGAUACCAGCGAACGGAUGCGGUGACAAAUGGCAGCUUAGCUACCAAUGCCUGUCAGUCGGAGAGAAUGGGGUGCGCAGCCACCAUUCCCACCAGCUGGCUGGGGACUCUGAAUUGCGCCUUCUGAGCACACAUAAAAGCACAAAGACAGAGGACACAGAGAGAGUGAGCCAGAGAGCCACCAAGAGGAAACGCAGGGUGGGAGCACGGGCGGGCGGAGGGCCAUGUGCCCCUGGCUGGUCCCAGCCUCUUCACCACAGCGCCUGGUGCAGUCUGCCUGCUCACUCCCCGCCCGGCAUCCUCCAUGCUUUGAGGCCAGCAGAGCUGUGCCACCCUGCUCUUGGAGAAGGCAAAUAGCCCAGGAGGGACUCGCCCGUCAUAAAGACCAUGGAGCAGGGACAGUGACCCUUCGACUGUCUGUCAUCUGGGUCCCUGGUGUGACUUGUGUGUAUGUGUGUUUGUUUUCAGGGGUGGGGCGGGGGGAGAAGAAGGGUCUUAAUUUUAUGCUUUAAACUUGUCUCCCAACAACUGACAGGUCAUUUGUGCCAGUUGCAGAGUUGAAAAGAGCCUAUCGGCUAUGACCUUUGAAGCGGAAAGGCCAAGUGAUUUCUAAGUGAGAAGGAAAAAAUGUUGCAAUCAGUGCCCUUUGCUGGGGACAUCCUAGCACCAUGGUGAGAGGAGCAGGGGGUGACCACUAGGCAAAGGGAAGAGCCCAGAGGAGGCAGGGUAGAGUGGAGGAGUUCCGGGGAGCUGCUUAGCUGGUCUUGGAGAGACAGAGCUUUCGGCUGCUUUGCAGAAGUUGUCCCUGUGGGUGGGCCCUGGCCCCAGGGGUUGUCCGUGCACAUGGCUCCUGCCCACUUCACUUGCCUGCCUGCCUGUCCGCCCCACAAAGCACUUGCGGUCCUGCGUGAACGCACAUGACAGUAGCACUUGCAGGUCUACGUGUGUCCAGAAGUGGCCCUGGGGCAAGAGCUGACGUGGCUGUCCUUGUGGAUGUCCGAGCGCCACGCGAACUAUGCAAUUUAAAGGGUUGACCCACACUGGGCGAGACUGGACUCGUACGACUCUUUUAUAUUUUUAUACUUGAAGUGAAAUCCUUUGCUUCUUUUCUAAGCGAAUGAUUGCUUUCAAUGUUUGCACUGAUUUAGCUGCAUGGUUAGUCAGAAACUGCCAUUUGAAAAAAAGUUAUUUUUAUAGCAGCAGAAAAAUGAAUACAGUUAAAUGUAUUAUACAUAAUUUUGGAACCAAAGAGGCCAGCGGAUCAGUUUUAAUUUUUAUUAGAUGGUGAGGCCAUCUCCUAUGCGUUGGAUGUUCUAAGCAAUCCCUUGAGUGGCCUGCCAGCGUUUCAGGGUAUAAAUGAAUUUUUUUUUUAUUAUUCAGUUGGUGUGUCAUUUUUGUCCGUACACACCCAGAAAGUAGAGUAAAAUAAAUGACUGGUAGAAUGCAGGUGUGUAUCUGUAAGUCUCAUCUUUAGUUUAUUUAAUAAAGCCCUCCUUAGGUUCUGUUUCAUAAUAACUUAAAGCCAAACAGUUUCCCCCACAGACUGGCUGUCUUAAGUAUUUUACGUUCGUGUACAGUUUAAGACAAUAAAAGAUGGAGUGCCACAGGC
Messenger RNA from Meriones unguiculatus (Mongolian gerbil), 4204 nucleotides. It is a transcript of the gene Inhbb, whose product is annotated as inhibin subunit beta B. The record is from RefSeq and is a predicted model, not a curated record. Gene Ontology annotation, biological process: SMAD protein signal transduction; BMP signaling pathway. The transcript has 2 exons. Bases 1115 to 2356 code for a protein of 413 amino acids. Lineage: Eukaryota; Metazoa; Chordata; Mammalia; Rodentia; Muridae. Gene Ontology annotation, molecular function: cytokine activity; growth factor activity. Gene Ontology annotation, cellular component: extracellular region.